AAAUGUUGCUUUGGCUGUCCGGGCAUGCUGGGAGUUGUAGUUUUGCAACAGUUGGAGGCACGCUUGUUGGGAAACACUGCUUUAAGGCAGUAGCUAUGAUUAAUUUCUGCCAUAGUCCGGUUUCCUCGGUGAAGCAGCUUUGUCGGUGGAAAUGACAUCUGCAUUGAUAGGGAGCCGAGCCCACAACCGGGGCACACCCUGCAGCUGAUGUGUGAGGAGGAGCCGCAGCAAUGCAGCUCUCUGUAUACUGUGUGCAUCAGCGCAGGAAGCUUUAUACCUGCAGCCGGGACUCUCUGUAGUGCUCUGUAUGGUGGAUGUCCAUCCGGAGAUAAGAGGGUGCCAACAGGAUGAUUGGCGCAGCUGCCAGAGUGGCCCAUGACAGGGCGAUAGCCAAUGGCUACGGCACCAAUGAGAAGGCCAUCAAAUACCUGAACCAGGACUAUGAGGCUCUGCGGGACGAAUGUCUGCAGUCGGGGACCCUCUUUAAGGACACCUACUUUCCUGCCAUCCAUUCUUCCUUGGGGUUCAACGAACUGGGGCAGAACUCGUCUAAAGUUCAGGGAGUGGUGUGGAAGAGACCCACGGAGCUUUGUUCGGACCCACAGUUCAUCGCAGGAGGAGCCACGAGAACGGAUAUUUGUCAAGGAGCGCUGGGUGACUGCUGGCUUCUGGCAGCCAUCGCUUCUCUGACGCUCAAUGAGAAUAUCCUGUCCCGUGUUGUCCCUAAAGACCAGAGUUUCCAGGAGAACUACGCGGGUAUAUUCCACUUUCAGUUCUGGCAGUUCGGAGAAUGGGUGGAUGUGGUGAUAGACGAUCGGCUGCCGACCAAAAACAAUGAGCUUGUGUUUGUUCAUUCUGCCGAAGGGACUGAAUUUUGGAGCGCGCUGAUGGAAAAGGCCUAUGCCAAGUUGAAUGGAUCUUAUGAAGCUUUAUCUGGUGGCACCACCACUGAAGGUUUCGAAGACUUCACCGGAGGCCUGGCCGAGUGGUACGAACUGAAGAAGGCUCCAGACAACCUAUUCAAGAUCAUACAGAAGGCGCUCAAGACCGGCUCUCUUCUGGGCUGCUCCAUAGAUAUCACAAGUGCAGCCGAGACAGAAGCGAUCACCUACCAGAAGCUGGUGAAGGGCCAUGCCUACUCCGUGACCGCCGCAGAAGAGGUAAGCUACAGGGGCAGCCAGGAAAAACUCAUCCGGAUUCGAAAUCCCUGGGGAGAGGUGGAGUGGACCGGAGCGUGGAGCGAUAACUCUAAUGAAUGGAAUAACGUGGAUCCCGAUGAAAGAGACCGACUGAUCAAACGCUGUGACGAUGGAGAGUUCUGGAUGUCUUACAAUGAUUUCUUAAGACAAUACUCAAGGUUGGAAAUUUGCAAUCUCACCCCAGAUACCCUGGCGUCAGACAAAUACAAGAAGUGGAGCCUGGUAAAGAUGGACGGCAUGUGGAGGCGCGGCUCUACCGCUGGAGGAUGCCGGAACUUUCCAGACACCUUCUGGAUGAACCCACAGUACCUGAUAAAGCUGAAUGAGGAAGACGAUGAUCCAGAUGAUGGGGAGGAAGGCUGCACCUUCAUAGUGGGCCUGAUGCAGAAGAACCGCAGGAAGGCGAGGAAGGUUGGCGAGGACAUGCACACCAUUGGAUUUGCAAUCUAUGAGGUUCCCCCACAGCUGCAGGGUCAGACCAGUGUUCACUUGAGCAGAGAUUUCUUCAUGAGGAACAAGGCGCGAGAUCGAUCGGAUAAUUUCAUAAACCUACGGGAAGUCCUCAAUAGAUUCCGCCUCCCCCCGGGAGAAUACUUCAUCGUCCCUUCAACAUUUGAGCCUCACAAAGUUGGAGACUUCUGUCUUCGUGUCUUUUCCGAAAAGAAUGCAGAGACUCAGGUUGUGGAUGAUGACAAUGAUGCCAACAUUGAUGAGCCUGACCUUGAAGAAGAUCAUAUUGAUCCUAAUUUCAGGAGACUGUUUUUGCAACUGGCUGGAGAGGAUGCAGAGAUCUCCGCGUUUGAACUUUAUAACAUUCUGCAGAAAGUUCUAUCCAGACAGUCGGACAUCAAGUCUGACGGCUUCAGCUUAGAGACCUGCAGGACCAUCGUAGAUCUACUGGACUCUGAUGGAACCGGCAAACUGGGACUGAAGGAAUUUAAUAUAUUGUGGUCGAAAUUACAGAAAUACCAGAAUAUUUAUCGUAGUGUGGAUGUGGAUCGCUCGGGGACCAUGAAUGCCUACGAGAUGAGGAAGGCUCUAGAGAAAGCAGGGUUUAAGCUGAGUUCUCAGAUCCAUCAGCUGCUGGUGGCGCGUUACGCCGAUGACAACCUCUGCCUUGACUUUGAUAACUUUGUGCGGUGUCUUCUUCGAUUGGAGAUUAUGUUUAAAAUUUUCAAACAAAUGGACACAGAAGGCAGCGGGGUGGUGCCUCUCAGUAUGGAGUCUUGGAUGACGGUCACAGUAAUGUGAGGAGGAGGAGGAGACCGGGGAAGGCGCUGCGCACGACCAUGACCUGAUUGUACGAUAUUAAUGCAAUGUGACUUGUAACAGCCAAUCAGCUUGCAGCAGCCAUUUUUUUUAAAAUAUAUUUUGGUGUAGAAUAAAAGGGGAUCCUGAUUGUUUGAUAUGGGUCACGGCAGAUUUUUGCUUUAUAUAUUCUAGUUUUUUUUAUUUUUAAUAAGACUUGAGAGUUAGAUCUAGUACCCGGGUGCCUUUAUCCUUAAAUAAAUGUCUUAAAAUAUUUUUACUGUUGGGGCGCAUUCACACCUACCGUAUCCACUGCCGCAGAUUCCAUGCUGGGGUCAAAUAUUUUAUUCUGCAUUGAUUUACCAGUAUGUGUGAAUGUUUCCUUUAAAGCAAUGGUCUCCAAACUGUGGUCCUCCAGAUGUUGCAAAACUACAACUCCCGGCAUCCCUGGACAGCCAACAUGCUGGGAGUUGUAGUUUUGCAUCAUCUGGAGGCCCAUAGUAGGUUUGUCUAAGAAUAAAAAUGUUUUUUCUUUUUUUUUCUCUCCCCAGAAACAGCGCCACUCUUGUCAAUGGGUUGUGCCUGCUAUUCAUGUAAAUGCUGCAAUACCAGACACAGCCAUAAACAGGAGUGGUGCUAUUUUUAUUUUUUUUUCUAAUCCCAGACAACCCCUUUAGAGGAGCCAAACCUCCUUUUUCCAUUGAUUGUAGGUAUACAGGACAGAGCUGUAGUGUUGUUACUAUGUCCAAGGAACCACCUCAUUGCCUUCCACCAAAAUGCCUUGAGCUCUGCCCACAAAAUGAUGAGGGAGUAGAUGCCAAAUGACACCUCCUGCACAAAGCGACAAAUAUUAUCCACGUAUGGCGCUACAAGCCUACUCACCUGAGUGAGCGGAGGUGUCUCGAAAGUAUUUUUAAAUAACAGAUAUAUGAAUAUUGAGCUCCCUCUAGUGGUGGGUGUUGGUAGCUAGAGAUGAGCGAACUUACAGUAAAUUCGAUUCGUCACAAACUUCUC
Molecule: messenger RNA, 3461 nt
Organism: Hyla sarda
Lineage: Eukaryota; Metazoa; Chordata; Amphibia; Anura; Hylidae
Gene: CAPN2
Product: calpain 2
Exons: 21
Coding region: 348-2450 (700 amino acids)
Biological process (GO): proteolysis
Cellular component (GO): cytoplasm
Molecular function (GO): calcium ion binding; calcium-dependent cysteine-type endopeptidase activity
Source: RefSeq, a predicted model, not a curated record